Molecule: messenger RNA, 1074 nt
Organism: Herpailurus yagouaroundi (jaguarundi)
Lineage: Eukaryota; Metazoa; Chordata; Mammalia; Carnivora; Felidae
Gene: RASL11A
Product: RAS like family 11 member A
Exons: 4
Coding region: 17-820 (267 amino acids)
Molecular function (GO): GTP binding; GTPase activity
Source: RefSeq, a predicted model, not a curated record
GGCCGGCGCGCCCUCCAUGCGGCCGCCCAGCAUGUCCGGGCACUGUCUGCUCGCGCCCAUCCCCGAGUCCUCCUCCGAUUGCCUCCCGCCCAAGGACAUCAAGCUGGCCGUGCUGGGCGCCGGCCGCGUGGGCAAGAGCGCAAUGAUCGUGCGCUUCCUCACCAAGAGAUUCAUCGGCGAUUAUGAACCGAAUACAGGCAAGUUGUAUUCACGGCUCGUCUACGUAGAGGGGGACCAGCUAUCCUUGCAGAUUCAGGACACCCCCGGGGGCAUCCAGGGUCCCUUUGAUCUUAUUUUGAGUCCGCUCCCUCUGCGGGCUUCCUUGAUCCAGACUCGAGUUGAUCUUUCUCAGGUCCAAGACAACCUCCUCCAGGUAGCUGAUCCUCUGUCCAGGUGCGUGCAGUGGGCAGACGGCUUUCUGCUGGUCUACUCCAUCACGGACUACGACAGCUACCAGGCCAUCCGCCCCCUCUACCAGCACAUCCGGAAGGUCCACCCUGACGCCAGGGUCCCCGUCGUCAUCGUGGGCAACAAGGGGGACCUUCUGCAUGCCCGGCAGGUGCAAACGCGUGAUGGCGUUCAACUAGCCAACGAGCUGGGCAGCCUGUUCCUUGAAAUUUCCACCAGUGAAAACUACGAGGACGUCUGCGAUGUGUUUCAGCACCUCUGCAAAGAGGUGAGCAAGUCGCACGGCGUCAGCGGGGAGAGGAGGAGAGCCUCCAUCAUUCCCCGGCCGCGCUCUCCCAACAUGCAAGACCUCAAGAGGCGCUUCAAGCAGGCUCUGUCUUCCAAAGUCAAAGCCCCCUCUGCGCUGGGGUGAACCCGGCUCACCCAGACUUGCCUCCUUUUUACUGAGCGUUUGUGCAGCCGAAAAGACUGGGGAUCUCCCUUUUUAGCCGCACAUUCAAAGUUUAUUUUUAUACAGACCUUGGUUUUCGAGUGUAUGUGUGUUUCUGAAAAUUCAGUGAUUGCCUAGAAGUUGGAUAGUUUGUUUUUUUUUAUUAAACUAAAUUUUUUUUUUUUUUUACUGUAACUGCUAGCCACUUUUCCAUUAAAGGCAAAAUGGCAACAUGG